AGUAGCAUACAUUCACUCCUACAAGUGCAUUCCACCCGCCUUGUUCUCGCCUUCUUCAUACUCAUCCUCCCCCGCAGCAUACACACACAUCCUCAUUCUUCCUCCUCGUCUUCUUCUCCUCAUCCCCACCUCGCCAGCAUCUCUACCCAGCGAAUUCCAUGGCCCUCGCCCAUAGGAGUUACUGAAAGCCCAACCAACUCAAUACAACCCCGCCCGCCUGUCCUUGUCAAGCCGUACCCGCAAGGCAUCAGCUGUCAGGAAGACGACUCCGCUCCGCCGUAGUCUGCUUGUUUGCUCCGUGACAGUGCAAGAGGUGGUCGGACGAGCGGCUACACUCUCAGCAUCAGCAUCGUCUGCCGCUUUUCCCAGCAUACAAUCCUCUCGCAGCAUCUCCCUCCGUCACUCGCAUGCCAGAUGGUGUCCAGUCCUACUUAUAGCCAGGCCUAUGCCGACGACGACGCCUAUGGGGGUGUCAGCGAAGUCGGCGAUGGUACCGUGGGACAGGAGUAUUGGAGGAGACCAGACAACGGAGUCCGGAGCAACAACAAUGGCGCACCCUCAGCUGCUGCUCCCCCCUUGGCUCUCAGCUCUGGCAGCGGCUACCAUUAUCCCACAAUGUACCAGCAGUCGAAUACUUCGGCUCCCGCCUUCGAUCAUUCUCCUGCCUCUACCCAAGGGCCUCCUCUGGCAGAUGAUCUCGGCUACGCAUUCGAUCGCAUGAAGCUGGCUCAUCCUGAGACGCUGGCCGGGGAACACAGUCGUGUGCGUGGCCACCCUUCUCGAUCAGCUACCACUGGCCCCCAGCCUCCUUCUGCCUCUGGAGCAGCUUCCCACAGUCACGUUGGUUCAGCAAGUGGCAGCGUCGACCGAGCCAAUGCCAUGUAUGCCCAGCAAGAGAUUCAUCAGUCGGCAUCCGAAGUACGCGACGAAGACUCUCUUGCUGCCAUUGCAGAUUCCGUAGAGGCUACCGCCGCCGAGCUCAGACAAGGUACGGUCACCCCUUCGCCGCGAGCUCAACAGCAGCAUCAACAAGGACAGCCGGCGCAGCAAUAUUACCAAGGCGGCGGAAGCCAUCAGUAUCAGCAGAGCAGCAUGUAUGGAGGUGGAGGGCCACAAUGGGGCGGUCAGCAGCACCAGGGCGAUUGGCAGCAGCAGCAGCAGCAGCAAGGCUAUCACCCUCAGGGCUACCCUUCGCAGCCUGCUGGCUACCCCAUGCAGGGAGCGCCGUGGAACAAUGUUCCCUACAUGCAAGAUGGGCAGGCCGGCUACUACCCCUCCUCUGAUGUGGGCAGUAGUGUAGGAUACGACGCCUCUGGAUCCAGCAAUCCUUAUCUGGCCGCUGCUCAAACUUACGGACUGGACUAUCCUGGCUCUGCCGCUUCUAGUGUUCCCUCGACGUCGCCUCACCUCUCCCGGAACUCGAGCGGUGGCUCGCCCGGCCAAUUCGGCAUGACCCCGAUGAGCGGUGGGUCAGGGAUGGCGCCUCCACCGCAGCUCUAUAGGCAAGCCACAGCCUUCUCCAUUGGCUCCAGUCACUCUGGUUCUGGAGUGGGUAUGAGCUCUGCUGCGCGCCGGCGGAAAAGCAAAGACGCAAGUCAGCCUCAACAGACGCUGCCAUUCAACAAGGAGUUUGUGACCGAGUACCGGGCGAGGAUGAAGGCAGAUCCAGACCCAGAGGAGCAGUUCCGCUACGCCAGGUACCUUGUCGAGGCUGCAAAGAAGGUUCAAGACUCAAACGACGGUCCCAAGCAAGCCAGAAAAUAUCGCGACUCGCUGCUCAGCGAGUCCUUAAAGCUCAUCAAGAAGCUGGCUACGACGGGAAUGGGCAACGGCAAGCCGCCCUACGCUGAAGCGCAAUUCUUCCUGGCCAAUUGCUUUGGCAACGGCUCCCUGGGCUUACAGGUGGACCACGAAAAAGCGUACAAUCUCUACGUGCAAGCUUCGAAACAGAACCAUCCCGCGGCUACCUAUCGAACGGCAGUGUGUAACGAGGUUGGAGCGGGCACGCGGAGAGACCAUCACCGUGCCGUCCUCUUCUAUCGGAAAGCGUCUGCCUUGGGAGAUACGGCGGGGAUGUACAAGCUGGGUAUGAUUCUGCUCAACGGCCUCCUCGGUCAGCCUCGCAACGUGAGGGAAGCCAUCGUCUGGCUGAAGCGUGCCGCAGGUCAAGCCGACGAGGACAAUCCGCACGCUCUGCACGAGCUCGGCCUGCUGCACGAAAAGCCAAACAACGUCGUACCACACGACGAGGCUUACUCGCGCGAGCUCUUCACCCAGGCCGCCCAGCUGGGAUAUGCGCCCUCUCAGUUCAAGCUCGGAUCAGCCUACGAGUACGGCGCCCUGACCUGCCCCGUGGACCCACGGAGGUCCAUCGCCUGGUAUACCAAGGCUGCAGGGAAGAAUGACGGUGAGAGCGAGCUGGCGCUCAGUGGGUGGUACCUCACGGGAAGCGAGGGUGUGCUAAAGCAGAGCGAUUCCGAGGCGUACCUCUGGGCCAGGAGAGCAGCGACCAAGGGAAUCCCCAAGGCAGAGUAUGCCGUUGGAUACUACAGCGAGGUGGGUAUCGGUGUCAAGGCCGAUCUGGAAGAGGCAAAACGUUGGUACAUGCGUGCGGCCGCUCAAGGCAACAAGCGCGCUAUGCAACGUCUUACGGAACUCAAGAAUAUGGGAUCGAAAGCAGGUAAAGCACGGCCGACGAGGAAAGAUGCAGAAAAGGAGUGUGUGGUGAUGUGAGGAGGAAACGAUGCUGGGGCGGAGAGUAGGAAGAAGCGAGUGAAGCCGAGCGAGGGGAGGGAGGGAAGUAAGGGGACAGUAGAGGAGUAGAUCUUGUACAUGAACACGAAGAAGCAGUAUGCAGUGAAAGUCGUUGUUGCUUUGCAAGCCAUGUCAA
This is a messenger RNA of Microstroma glucosiphilum, 2890 nucleotides long. RefSeq names its product HCP-like protein. The coding region runs from base 415 to 2733 and encodes 772 amino acids. The transcript has 2 exons. Gene Ontology annotation, molecular function: protein binding. The record is from RefSeq and is a predicted model, not a curated record. NCBI's taxonomy places the organism in Eukaryota, Fungi, Basidiomycota, Exobasidiomycetes, Microstromatales, Microstromataceae.